AUGACCAUGAGUUCCUACUUGAUAAACUCCAACUAUAUCGAGCCGUCCUUUCCUCCAUGCGACGAAUACCAGCAGAGCGGAUACAUCCCCAAUCCCGGUGAUUACUACGAGCGGCCAAAGGAUACGGGCUUCCCCCAUCACGACGAGCCAUCCUAUCCGAGGUCAAACUACACGGAAUCGGGAUACGACUACGCGAACGUCCCCGCCACCGGACUCGAUGAUUUCGGCGACGGGCACCACGCACCGCCGCAGCCGGUUCCACAGAGCCACGGUCCUCGCCUCGCCGCGGCCCCAGACGGUGGCGCAGGAGCAAAUGCCAGCAAAGACUGCAGCCUUGCCACUGAGGUAUAUCCCGGCGUAGCGAAGGGCAAGGAGCCGGUGGUCUAUCCCUGGAUGAAAAAGGUCCACGUUAACAACGUCAAUCCCAAUUACACUGGAGGAGUGCCCAAGAGGUCCCGCACUGCCUACACCCGCCAGCAGGCUCUGGAGCUGGAGAAGGAGUUCCAUUUCAACCGGUACCUGACCCGGCGCAGGCGGGUGGAGAUUGCGCACACUAUGUGUCUGUCUGAGCGCCAGGUCAAGAUCUGGUUUCAGAACCGGAGGAUGAAGUGGAAGAAGGAGCACAAGCUCCCCAACACCAAGAUCCGCUCCUCCACCUCGGCCUCAGCCUCGGGGCCCCAGCAACAGCAGCAGCAGCAGAUCAAAACAGGCCAGCAGCUUGUCCCCACGCCGUGCACCGCAGGUCUAUAGUGCAUGAACGCACCCCACCCCACAAAAACCCAAUCCAGACUGAGAUGGCAAAUAACACAAGUGGGAUUUGUUGGACCAAUUCUCAGUAUUUUACACACAUGGUGUUCUCUCUUUCACCGUGCCUCUGCCAUUGGGCCCCUGUCACGUCCUUUGUACCCUUUCCCUCUCCGCUCGUCCUCGCCCUCUUCAUAUAAGCUUGAAAUUCACCUUUAAAUGCCACGGUGGCAACUGAAGUGUUUAUAUAUUUGUGUAUUAUUAUGAAAGAAGGAUUACGCACACUCAGACAUAGGACUUGGAUCAAAAAUGUACCGUUACAGUUAAAAUUGAGUGAGGUAAAAGUACGUUCGAGCUCAUUUUUAUAUGUUCCUUUUUUGAAUAUUGUUUUUUUUUCAGUUUUGUAUUAUUGCUCAUGGAAAGUUCUAAUAUACUUGAAAGAUAUUUAGCGAGAAUCUAUAGAUGCCUGUUUAGAAAACCAGGCGGCUGUUUUAGAGGUAUGGCAUCAGCCAGAGUAACAGUGUAGUUUGUGUGUCUGAGUGGAUUGGUUUACUGUUGAAUGUAGUCCAGGUGACUUUCACAUUUAAUGUACAUAGACAAAUCAUAAUGAAGGCACAAUAAGAAAAGCAUUUCGUCGACUAGAAUUCCGUUCGUUGGUGUCGUGAGGUGUAGUUUUAUUUGUGCUAGUGCGUCCCAUGUUGUGUUGUUGUUCUAAACUGUGAAUAUUUGUAUGUGUUGUCUCAGUAAUGACCGUUGUGAUGUAGA
Molecule: messenger RNA, 1509 nt
Organism: Limanda limanda (common dab)
Lineage: Eukaryota; Metazoa; Chordata; Actinopteri; Pleuronectiformes; Pleuronectidae
Gene: hoxa4a
Product: homeobox A4a
Exons: 2
Coding region: 1-750 (249 amino acids)
Biological process (GO): anterior/posterior pattern specification; regulation of transcription by RNA polymerase II; embryonic skeletal system morphogenesis
Cellular component (GO): nucleus
Molecular function (GO): DNA-binding transcription factor activity, RNA polymerase II-specific; RNA polymerase II cis-regulatory region sequence-specific DNA binding
Source: RefSeq, a predicted model, not a curated record